GAGGCUCUAGUGUUUCAGCUUUAGUUCAUUUUUGUUGAAGCAAGCUGAAAGUUCUGAAUUUUUUACAAUAUGAAGCUGCAAGUCCUGCUUUUCUUAUUCAUCGCCUUUGUGGCCGGUUCUUUUGCUCUCAAAAAUGCAAUUUGUGGUCUACCCCAUUCUCGGGAUGGUGAUGUUGAACGUAAAAUAUCCUGCGAGGCUUAUUUCCCCAGUUGGUCUUACGAUGCCGGCAAUAAUAAGUGCGUGGAAUUCAUCUACGGAGGCUGUGGCGGCAAUGAAAAUAGAUUCGGUUCAAGGAAAAGUUGUGAAGAGAAGUGUUUGCAAUAAACAUAUAUGAAAUUAA
Messenger RNA from Drosophila takahashii, 340 nucleotides. RefSeq names its product male accessory gland serine protease inhibitor-like. Lineage: Eukaryota; Metazoa; Arthropoda; Insecta; Diptera; Drosophilidae. The record is from RefSeq and is a predicted model, not a curated record. Gene Ontology annotation, molecular function: serine-type endopeptidase inhibitor activity.